AUGCCCAUAUCCAUGGUGAAAGAGCAAAUAUCAGACAAUGAUGGUGUCAACCAGCAUGAACAUCAAAUAUCGCCAGUCUACGCCGAUGAUUCGGGGCAACUUUUCGCACAUUGUCAAAAUGGAGAGUGGAUGGAACCCUUUUGGGAUUGUCAUGACGAACCCGUGUACAAUACGGAUGAAGAUGAAAAGGAAAGUAUCAGCAAUGCAUCUUCAUCACAAUACUUUGCAAAGCAAGACUUCCGCGGUUGGCAGUCGGCGUAUAUCAACCCUAUGGGAUUGACUGUCUUCUUGGGCGGGCUGGCAGUCGUUGCACAUCCCUUCUUUUGGAUCGCAGGGGCCCUUACAGCGCUGGGGACGGUCAAGGCUUGUCUGGAAGAUGAGAAUCUGUGUACUGGUGAUUGGUUGUAUUCUCUAACUGAUGAAGAACAACGAAAGGCACUCGAAUUGAAGGAUAACCAAAACCUAUCACGAGAAGUGUCCGAAGUGACCUAUGAAUAUGGGGGAACGGCAAAAGUGUUGACAGAAAAGAAAACGUUACUGGCCAUCGAAGCGGGGCCUCCUAUCAUUCCAGAAGAAGAGGAAACAGAAAUAGAAGACGAAGAUGACUUGAAAACGGUGAACGGAGAAACUGUUGACACGGCUGCUGUAAACAAAAGUUUGGAUCCUAGACUGUUAAAGAAUACACCAGACGCAUUGAACUGGGUCCAUCGGUUCUAUCCGCCACUGGCCGAAUGUGCCAUGGAAAAUGUGACGUUGGUGGGACUCAGUGCAUUGGACUUUUUCAAUGUGUUUUUUGCCGACGAUGCCCCCUUUACUUUUGAAGAGCUACAACGGAAGCGACAAGACAAACAUAUUGUUUAUGGUCAGUGGGAACAACUCGAAAAUGUCAAGCAAGCCUCAUUACACCCAGAAUCAUGUAGAGAUCUGAGUCUGUUGAUGAAGGAAAGAUUGCUAAGAUUCAAGACCAAGACGAAUAGUUUCUUUGGGCCGCCAUAUGCCGAUGCUACCAAAUCACAAAGGGCGUUAGUGGCAUCGAAGAAACUUUUGGUCUUGGAGGCAACGACCACUCUAAAGGAAGUUCCAUUUUGCGAGCGAUUUUAUGUCAUGGAGCGAUGGGUGGUCACGGCCGAGAAGAAAGAUGACGUUUAUCACGCAUCCUUAUCCAUCUCUUUUGAAGUAAUCUUUGUGGAGAGUUGCCCAUUUGAAUCGCAAAUUGUCUCCAGUUCAAAAAAGACAUUUCUUGAAAUUGCCAAUACCUGGCUGAGCUUGGCGCAGCAAGCCUUGAAACAAACCGAACAGGCAAGAUCGGAGCGAUUGGAACAAUCCAAGAAUGCGAAGGUGCCUUCUUCGAUUACCACCACGAGGAAAGAGGAAGAUUCAGCUAUUGAAGUGAAGCAUGAAGGACAACGACUGACGUCUAUUAUGGAUGAUCAUGGUGUGGAUUGUGGUCCUGUAGGCAAGAUGAGUUCGUCAAGAAAUCGACGAUUGAACACCUUUCGACAUAACUUGUCCAAGCUGAGUGUGUCCAAACUGACCAAGAAAAGAACGCCUUUAUCUACAAGCCCCUCGUCGCUAUCGAGGCCGACAGCAACUCUUUCAGCAUAG
This is a messenger RNA of Cylindrotheca closterium, 1605 nucleotides long. The record is from the annotation of a GenBank genome assembly. NCBI's taxonomy places the organism in Eukaryota, Bacillariophyta, Bacillariophyceae, Bacillariales, Bacillariaceae.